GUGUAAUUGACGUUUCGCGGGCAUGCGUACGCGUUCGGCGAAAAAUCCGAUUUCCGGCAAACUUUUCGUUUUCGGUUCUGUUGAAGUCUCAAAGAUUGGUUGUUUUUUAAUCAUUUUAAGUAAUUGUCUCGUACCGAACCGUGCAAUAAACGUAAUAUAAAUGCCCGUGCAACGGUGUCGUCGCAUCUAAUGGACCGUGACGGGCUCGAAAUAGCCGAUAAAUAACUCGACUGCCGGCGGUUCGCUAUCGCAAACAUGAAGGGCGUCCGGGAUUGAGGAUAGAGACUUUCGUCCACGACUUUCGAUCACCCACUCGACGGUGCCCAGUUGAUGAAUUCGUCCAGGAGAAAGACUUUCACGGCGCAACGUCCACGUCCCACACGUUCGCCCGUUGUUUAGUAACAAAUCGAAGAUUUCUAUUUAUAAUGGCGGUCGUUUCAUAAUGGUAAAAAUCGUUCAGAGUGUGUUUGUUUAGUGCGAGAACCCAUCGAACUGCAUCGAAAACGUCGAAAAACCCGUCGAAAGCCUAUUCGCAAUGGGCGUCAACGACCUGCAGGCCUUCUUGGAGGGCCCCGGCUUAGAAGGGGGCGCAGUCUCCGUGGAUCUACUGAAAAUCGCCAAAAACGUAACUCAAAGGCAACAGCCGCACAACACCAACCGAAAAAUCAGACCGAUCGGUAACAAAUUGAAGCUCAUCGUCGAUGCCGAAAACUGCUUAGAUCGGCUAUACGGUGGCUACUUUUCCGACUGGGCGUGCGGAGGCCAAUGGAACCGUAUGGUGCAGUUUCUGUCCCUGCUAACGCAGGCCAUCGAACGGGGCAACAUCGAACUGGCGGUCGUUUUCAACGGCACCAUCGAGCAAUGCAGGAUAAACGAGUGGAUAGCCGAGCAGGCGAACGUGCGCCAACGGGUCGGCAUGGUGCUGAAGCACAUCAACACCAAGGGUACGCCGCCCCCGAAGAUCUGGUGGACGCCGCCGACUUGCCUGCGAUCGGCCCUGCGAAUGGCCCUCAGACAUUUAGGGGUUACCGUGAUGUGCACCAUGGACGAUCACCAUCAAGAGGUAAUCGCUUAUUGUCGAGAGUACGGUUUCCACGGUUUGUUGGCCGAUGAUGCCGAAUACGCUGCGUUCGAUCCGCCUCGUUAUUUCUCAUCGGAGAAUUUGAAACUCACUUAUAAGGGUUCCAUAGAGACUAAGGAGUACAUGAUAAGCGAGUUGACUAAAACGUUGAAAAUCACCCAAGAACAGGUUUGCAUCAUGGCCGCUCUGUUGGGGAACUUCCUGUUGCCCGAAAGCGAACUGCAGGAUCUCUAUAAAAAGUUGAAUCUUACUAAAGUCAAUCCCGACACUGGCGUCGAAAAUAAUAUAAAAAAAUUGUCGGAAUUCGUCAGCACCCUCCCGUCUCCAUCGAACAUGGACGCUCUAGUGACGGCUGUAUUCGGUUCGUUGGAGGACAAGAGAUCUUCGAAAUUCAGACAGUCUGUGCAAUAUUACCUAAACGGUACAGCUAGCGGUUUUCUGAAAUACUGCACACCGCCCGCGAAAUCCAAGCCCAAGAAAAACUUCACCAACUCCGACAAUCUAUCGAACCACGCUAAAACCGAAGACCACGACUUGGACACCUCCGGUUUCGCCUCGGAAACCACCGAACAAGAACAAGAAAGCCUCCACAACUACAAACAAGCCACCGCGCACUGCGUCAUAGCCGAAUUCGACGGCCUCGACGGAAUGAACGGCUUGAAAGAUACGAACAACAAAGAGGAGAAAUGUGAGAAUAACAUCGCUAGUACGGUACGUAAAUUAAUUGCGAUGGAAUCAGUUUCAGACGAUUCGCCGUUAUCGUCGGAUCCGUCGAGAUUCAACGGGGUUUCCAACGGCUCGGUGAACUCCAACAAACCGACGGCCAGCACUUCGAGUAGCAGAGUUAACAUACUUAUGGGUAACGCGAAUGCCUCUAACAACGUCCAAGCGUCGCCUAAAAUUGCUAAAACAAACAAAUCGACAAUCAGUUCGAAUUCGAUAGCGCCUUCGGUGUCUCCGGACGUGCUGCGUACGGCUUCGCUUCGCCACCAAAAAGGCCUGAUGGCUCCGCUCAUCCUGCACGUAUUGAGUACUCAAGAGAUCCGUUUGCCCUGUCUGAUGGAAGACGAAGGCAACCGGGAAUUCCCGCCCAUACACGAUAUAUACCAACCGCUGAGGCAGCGCAUUUACGCCGUCUUGUUCAAUUUGCACCAUCUGAGAUACGUGCACGCCAAGAAAAAAGAAUCGGGCGAAUUGCCCGACAACGCCGCCCAGCCGGACGUGAUCGUCAAAGAAUGGAUCCACAGCCGCUCGAAUCCCUAUCAAUGUCCCGAAGAGGUGAAGGCCGAACCGUUGCCGUGGGCCGUCCCGACGCUCCAACGGCUGUGGUUCGGCCCGUCGGUCGACGACAAGCGUCGGCGCAUGCGCGCCCUCCUCUCCUGCUUGAACUCGGACAUGCCGCUCAUCUUGAACACGGCCUACGUGCCCCAACACAUGCUGAUCAUGGCGUGCGUGCUGCGCUACAUCAUGUCCCAGGACAAGCCGAUCAUGCGACGGCACGAAUUGGACGCCUUCCUCUGUCAGGCGUUCAAUCCGAACCUGAUGAAUCCGCAGUACCUGCAGGAACUGACGCUCAAUAUAGUGACGUCGCGCGGCGUCCAAUUGGCCGCGUUGUUCAUGAAGGGCGUCGAUAUGGCGCUGGUGGCGAACGACGCCUGCGGCGCCCCGUUGCCUUGGCUCAUGUGCUGCCCUUGGUUGUAUUUCGACGGGAAAUUGUUCCAUUACACUUUGACCAGAUCGUCGCACGCCAAGAACAUAUUGGAAGUGUGCGAGAAUUACAUCGAACGCGUGGUCAAAGUCGAACGGAUGCGGAAGGCCAUUUUGGAAGGGCUCGACGUCAAAUUCGCCAAAGUGCCGUUGCCCCCAUUCACCGGACCUCCGAUGCUCCGGUCGAUUCCGCCGCCUUGCUUUCCCGCCAUGAACAUGAACGCGAACCGCGGAGGCGGGGGCGGCGCGACGUCGCUGCGCCAGCGGCCGAUACCGUCGAGGGGCGGGCAGUUGCAGAUCGCCGGCGUCGUCGUCGGUUCGUGGGGCGCGAACUACGGAUACCAAGGUAACGUUAGACAGCAAAUGGUGCCGGCCGGUUACAAUCCGCGCGGAGGCGGCGGCGGCGGAAGGGGCGGUAGAGGAGGCGGCGGCGCCUCUGGAGGUUCAGCGCGAGGCGGUAGAGGGCAGAAUCGACGUCCGGGUAUGCCGUCGUUUCCGGUCAACGCCAGGAAGAAUCAGGCGAACAAAAAGCGUAACAUUAACAAAUCUAACAAGGGGCAAAAGCAACAGGGAGUCUCUUUAACUGUCAAAACUGACGGCGGAGACGUGCCAGUGAAUGAUGUAGCCCUGCCCGAAGACAACGCCACAGUGAUAAAAGAAGAAGACUGCGCGAAGAUCGUCGAACACAAAGGCCAAGGCGACGGGCCGUGCGAAAUCGAUCCCACGACCAACUCGCCCGAUUAGUUUGUUUUUCGUCUACCGCCGACGUUAAUUCGUUAUAUAUUUUUUUGUUUGUAUAUUUUCGCGUAUGUGCUGGACGUUCUUAGUGCAUCGACUAUUUUGUUUUGGUUUCAUUCUUUAUUAGUACGUAGGUUUAUUAUAGACUAUUGUAGACGGUUUAGUUGGUCGAUGAAGGUAGAACAAACGGAAUCGAUCGAUGGAAUUUUGGGACUUUGCGUUCGAUCGAUCUAAUAGUGAGUUGUGAUCGAAGGAAAUCUGAAAGUAAUCGAGUGUAAAUAGGAAUCGUUGUGUUGUUUAGAUCGAACGGUGCACGAAUCGAUCGUGACUCUUGGUUAGUUUGUUCCGGGCGUGUUCCGAAGACGUUUUUAUUAUUGUAAAUGAUGAUUAAAAAGCUCGGACGAACUUUCUUCUUUUUUGUAGUUGACGAACAAAUUAGCGCAAGAGAGAGAGAGAGAGAAGUUCAUUUUUACAGGGUCGGCGAUAACGAAAUUGCUGCUCGAGUUGUGUUCAAGAAGGACUGAUUGUUUUUUUUUUGUCU
Molecule: messenger RNA, 4067 nt
Organism: Phyllotreta striolata
Lineage: Eukaryota; Metazoa; Arthropoda; Insecta; Coleoptera; Chrysomelidae
Source: the annotation of a GenBank genome assembly